Molecule: messenger RNA, 5228 nt
Organism: Danaus plexippus (monarch butterfly)
Lineage: Eukaryota; Metazoa; Arthropoda; Insecta; Lepidoptera; Nymphalidae
Product: TP53-binding protein 1-like
Exons: 11
Coding region: 252-3920 (1222 amino acids)
Biological process (GO): positive regulation of transcription by RNA polymerase II; DNA damage checkpoint signaling
Cellular component (GO): nucleus
Molecular function (GO): histone binding
Source: RefSeq, a predicted model, not a curated record
ACUGGCCAAAUCAACAAGCGGCCGUGCUUCGCUUGACUUUUUGUGAAAAUUAUAAUAAUAGUUACUGUAAUCGUUUUUCUAUUACCCUAUAUAUAAAUCAUCUUUCUUAAACGUUAAAUUACUUAUUGAAUUGCUGUAUUGUGAUCCGGCAUAUGGAAAUACUGAGAAUUUGGGCUUUUUUCAAGUGACAGAUGUUUCCAUGCUAAAACGCGCCAGAUUUCAAUAAAAUAAAGUGAAAUUGCGAUUUAAUAAUGGAGGAUUCCAGUGAUAACAUUAUCACUUUUAAUUCAUCAGCAGGAGAUUCAGAGACGAAGACAGAGGUGCCCGUAAGUCCCGACAAACCCAAGGAUAUAUCUCAGAACCUCUUCCCCGAGAGUCCGGUGUAUGAACCUGAUGAUGAAGUAAAAUGCAUUGAGGAUGACAGCAAUAUGAAUGAUCAGGUCGAAAAAGAUGACAACCCCGUCCACGCUAAACGGAAACUGUCAGAGGAAACAUGUGAUAACAACGCUAAAAUACUUAAACUGGAUCUGACGGAAGACGGAGUUACUGUGACGACGCAGACCUUGGACGACGAGGUGUCGGAAAUCAAUGAUAUGGGAAACCAGAAUGAGGAACUACCCUCGACAUCGCGCGCGCGGACGCCAGUGCGGUCGAGUCCUGGGAGGAACAAGAGAGGCAACAGCGUCGAAGUCACCCCAAAAACCCCAAAACCUCGAUCCGCCAGUGUCGAAGUCGUCGCCAAGAACCCAAGAACCCCAAAAUCUAGAUCCGCCAGUGUCGAUGUCGCCCCUAAAACCCCAAAAACCCCAAAAUCCAGGUCCGCCAGUGUUGACAUAUCUAAAGCUCAGACGCCCCGCAGAGUACCGUUAGAUUUAUUAGCAGAAAAAGACGAUGACGUCAUUAUACAUUCCGAUGACAGUUCAAGCCGACUGAGCGUGGAGUUCGUUAGAGAACUGCCAGCGCGGAAACUACCGGACACCAUCCCAGAAGAAAGCGGCUCCGAACUGAACGAUUCGCAGAACUUCCAUUUAAUUCUGUCGCCGGUCGAGAACUAUGACCCGAACGAUAACGAGAAAUCGAAUGCAGACACGAACUACGAUACUGAGAAAGUGACCGGCAAAGAGAGGGAAGUUAUUGAUGCUGGGAAGGUUGCGACUAGAAGCGGCUACAACUACUCCGAGAUGAGCAGCGUCACAUCUCAGGCACCAAACGACUGUAAGGAACGUGCGACGGACCAGGAGAGCACGGAUAGCAUAGGGUCGAUGGGCCUCGACAGCCCCGAACCAGUUGCUAGCGUCGCUUCCAAGCUCAUAUCCAAGCUGUCUAACGGAAACUCAUCCACACCGACGGACGUCAACGAUCCGGCUCAAGAAAUAACCCCCGAUAUGUGCAAGCUGAAUGGGAACAAGGGGAAACGGGGGAAAAACGAAUCGUUCAGAGUCAGCAACACGACGACGCCGUCCACCAUAUCGCCUUUGCAGAACGGACAUUCCUUGCCUAUAAGCACACCCCUGAUUCCGGUUUUCGACGUACAUGUCAGUCACAACGAGGACUGCGAGUUCCUGUCGUUGUACGUCGUUAGAACCGAUAACGACGUGGGCAUGGACAUGUGCAGGGAGUACCAAAGAAUAUCGAAGAGGUUCACCAUAGAUCCUUACUUAGGCGACGUGUCGGUCAGUAACUCCCCGUCCAGCGUCACGAGCGGCGGACUCAUGAGUCUGCCGAACAGAACCUCCUUCGCCUCGACUAUUAGUUCCACGUCAUCAUCCAGCACUCGCACCAGUGACGGAGCCUUCGUGGUCCCCCCACCUCCGAGGAAAUCCGUAUCCAACCCUACCACCACCGUGAAAGGUUACGAGGCGCUGAUGAAAAAACUGCAAGACAUAUUUUCGCACAUCAGAGACGCGUCCAUAGAAGCGAACCGAUCUCUCAACGACGACAAAAUAUCCGUCGGCAUUCAGGCUUCCAUAUCCGAAGCAACCUUCAGCAACGGCAACGCGAGUCCAGAAGAGGUCAGCAAAUGUGACAAAGCGACGCCGAAGAGCUCGCUCAAAAAGACACGAGUGAGAGGACGAAGGCCGAUAGCGGGGAAGACUAAGAGAGCCUUGCUGCCCACGCAACACGAAGAAGCGGAGUACAUGCAGGGAAUGAACUCGCCGGAAAUGAUCCCCAGCAACGGAGACACCGGGAAGAUAUCACCGAAAGAGGAAAAGCCCGCUGUUGUAGGAACACCGAAGUCGGUUAGCAAGUUAAAACAAAAACGUAGACCUCCCUCCCCGCGGCCGGCGACUCCGGUCGAGAAGGCGAUCGCGAAGCCCGAGUACCCCGGCUUUGCACCGGACACGGUAGUCCUGGCCAAAUGGGUGGACAAGAGAUACUAUUCCGGAAAAGUACUAGAGAUCACCGAACCCAACAAGUAUCUGAUCAAGUUCGACGACGGUCAGAGCAAAGUCCUCCUGGACGACUUCAUAAUAUUCGGCGACAUGAAGAAGCUGCCGCUGCAAGGACAGUCGGUGUACGCGCUGGUCGACGAGGAGUUGAACUACGAACCGGGACUCGUGCUGGGGGUGGAGGAGAACGGUAGCGGCACGGUCACUUACAGAUGCACCACCGACGGGGACACGAUAGUAGUGGUGACGGCAAGCGAGUUAUAUCUCACCGAAGACCAGGCCAGGUCGCUCAAGGAGUCCAGGGCCAGGUCACCAGCAACGCCGACCACGCCCAGGCGGAGACAUCACAGAGAGUUAGACCUCGAUAAUAUUAUACAGGGUCCUCGCAGUGCAAGAAGUCGAGACAAAGGCAGCUCCAGUGCAAGAAAACGAGUGGCGUCACCCAAAAGUCCCAAAGCGUCUACCUCAGGUGUUAAAACGAAGAGCAUAGCUCGCAAGCGUCUGGCUAGCGAAAGUAGUGAGCUGAGUGAGAACAGCAACUCGGCGCCGGCCAGGAUCGAGGAAGUCGCUGGGGUGGAGCCCGAGGUGCAGCGGACGCCGAGGAAGAUAGACGGAGUUAAGGCCGGACCCCUUCAGUUGAAGGGAGCGGCCAAACAGAACAUUGGGAAGAAGAAUUCUAAGCUGACGAAGUUUGAAAACGAUGAAGAUACUAUCUCAGCGCUGGGGCCCAUCCCCACCGACAGCAAGAUGUUCGCUGGCUACUGUUUCCUUCUAACAUGUACGGAACCACCCAAGAAGAAUAGAGUGACGGACAGGAAGGAGAAACAGAUGAACCAGGACAGCCGGCAUUACUCCUCGGAGGAAGACGGUGAGAGCACAGCCGCUGGGACGGACACGGAGGACCUGGUGUUCUGUGAACGACCCUACAACAAGGAACGACUGCGGGAACAGCUGGAAACAGCUGGAGGAGUUGUUUACAGUCAUUUCGACGACGUGCCAAAGACGAAGUACCCGCAAUGCUACCUGAUAUCGCCCCGUCCCUGCCUCACCGCUAAGUACAUCUCCUGCCUGGCCGCGGCGAUAAAGGCCGUGUCCCACGACUGGGUGAUACAAUCUUGCAUGGUGGGUCACCUGCUGGAUGUGGACUCGUUCGUGCUGCCCACCGGCUGGAGCUUAAAGAAGUCAUCAUUCGUUAAUUGGACGACAUCAUCUGGCAAAAGAAACACGACCUUCAAGGACAAGAUAAUACUCCUGUGCGGAGAUCAAGAUACAUUUGUUAAAUUCUGGGAGCGCGUCUGUACGUUGGCCGGCGCUACGACAAGAAUUGUCAAUGAAGAUAACUUAAAUAUGACCGGGGCCAUUGCCCUGGUGACCGAGUGGGACUGUCCUCAUGAAGUACAGAAUAAAGCGAACCAGGAUAACAUACCGCUAGUGUCGACGACCUGGGUGGUCCAGUGCCUGAUUGAGGGCAAGGUCGUCGCCCCCACCGCCUUGGACAAGUUCUCAUUUAUGUACGCGGAGCCCGAAUGAUCCUGGGAUUUCCGUAAAGUGCUCAUCAUACGUGAAAAUUGACACAUUGAGUGCUGCGGCUAACAGUUAAGUGAUAAGUGACGGUACGAACAACUAAAGAUGCAUAAAGAUAAAAAAAGAAAUAUAUCUUUAUAAGAUAAGUUAGCGUGUAACUAUAGUAAGUCUCCAAACUAUUGUUUGCUGGUCACAUUACUGAUGAACUAUCGAGGCUGAUUAAUUAAAAAAGUUUACCACAAGUCGUACACAGCGGACUGUUGACUUAAUGAUUAUUCCAUUGUUAUGUAUAAAGAUAUAAUAAAUAAAUAUGGGGCUUGUAAUGAAGGCUGUCAGAGCUCGGUUAAUAUAAGUUUGAACAAAUUAUAACUACUAUUCAUUAACUUGUGUCAUAAAUGAAAAUGGCAUGAGGAAAGAUGAAGUAUGGAAAGAUCUGAAGUCUGUUUGUCUCAUAUGCGGGUGAUUCUGUUGUAGAACGAAUCGUCACGACUUUAAAGCUAGUUUAGGUCAUAGGUUAGUCGAUUUACAAUUGAAAAAAUUACAUUCAUGUCUUUUGUAAUAUUUUUAUAUAUAUAUUUUUUUUAUCGAAAGGAAACUUUUUUUGUUGCUCUUUUUGUUUACAAUUUCUUUUUUCCUAUUCUAGAGUGUAAUAAAAUUUGUACUAAUAUUAUAGAAGUGAAUGUUCUUAAAUUAUAAGAAAAAUUAAUAUUGUAAAGCGAGUUCAAAAUGUUUGAAACGUGUGUGUAGGUGUAAGUAUUUAAAUCUUUGAUGCCUGUGACUGCUGGUCUCACUGUCCUAACAUAAUAUUUUGUGUUCAAAUAGAAUAUAAUUUUGACAUUUUUGACAAAAUAUAACUCACUACAUAUGGAUCGAUACUGUAUAUUAAUAAAAAAAAUUGUUCUCUCACACAAUAUGACAUUUCGACUUAAUUGCUUUGUUUAUUAUAUUUUGUUUGACAUUUUUUUUCUAAUAAAAUGUCUGUGGUGGUGUACAAGGCCUGCUAAGUGUGUCCGAUGCGAGGUGUAUCAGUUUUUCUAUUCCAUGUUUAAUGUAUAAUGUAAGUGACGUGUAUAUAUGAAGGUAGUAUUAUUUCAUUAUAGUGUGCGUUAUUCAAGUGACCUUUGGGCUAAGGCGGACUAUGACACAGUAAUCUUUACUUACGUCGUGUGUGCUCGCCCUUAGCUAGUAACGUUGUAGCUGCGGUGAAUUGUUGCAUUUCAGGACUUUGGAUAUAUUUUUUUUUAUGUUCUAUCAAGGGUAUCUGUAAGAAAUCUGGUAGACAUUGUAUUAUGUAACAGUAAAAUUAUAAAAACA